This is a messenger RNA of Rubroshorea leprosula, 684 nucleotides long. The record is from the annotation of a GenBank genome assembly. NCBI's taxonomy places the organism in Eukaryota, Viridiplantae, Streptophyta, Magnoliopsida, Malvales, Dipterocarpaceae.
ACACCAAGCUCUUAUCCUUCCCUCUACCCUGCCUCGUGCAAAAAAAUGGCCUCCCUCGCAUCGCUUGCUCCAGUCAGCACCGCCGUCGUCUUCGGCCAGCAGACCACUGGCGUCCGCUCUCUCCCCAACAUGGGUCAGGCUCUGUUCGGCUUAAAACCUCUGAGAGGAGGACGUCUCGUCAUGUCUGCCUACAAAGUCAAGCUCAUCACUCCCGAUGGACCCCAGGAAUUCGAGUGUCCGGAAGACGUCUACAUUCUGGACCAUGCCGAGGAACUCGGGAUCGACCUGCCAUACUCUUGCAGGGCAGGGUCUUGCUCUUCCUGCGCUGGUAAGAUCGUUGAGGGCAAAGUGGACCAGUCCGAUGGCAGCUUCCUUGAGGAUGACCAGAUGGCAGAGGGUUGGGUUCUGACCUGUGUUGCCUACCCUCAGAGCGAAGUCGUCAUUGAGACACACAAGGAGGAGGAACUCACUGCUUAAGAAGAAGCUGCAUAUAUGCAAGACCAUGUUCAUCAUUAUCUCCUCAUGUUCCUAAUUCUAUGUUGUCUUGUCGGUUGAAUUAACUAGCUAGUUUGGUUAAGAGAUAUUAUAGUGUUGUAUUUCUGAAUGAGUUAUUAUUAAGGCUUUUGUUUCAUUUGCUGUCACAAAAUGAAAAUGUUUUAGUUUCAAUAAUAAUCUUAUACUAUU